AAGCCGUGCGAGGAACACGCGACCGAUGGUACAAGCGGCUUCACAUAUUUAUCGUGGCCCCGAGCAAACUGAUCGUGAAACAUGUUGUGAAUUUUUCACGCGUAGAUCGUUCUACUCGCCUCCGCCUCCUUGCCAGCCCGUUCCUCAGCUCCUCGCAGGUGAAUUCACCCCUCGGAAAUUCCUACAAAAGGGGGCGCGGUAACACCGGCAACCUCGAUUCUCGUUUAAAAAAUUGAAAGACUAUUUCUCGCGUGGCUCAAGUGUCUCUCGCCUCGAAAUACUACUCCGUGCUUCUCUUCGCGAACCAACAAGAUGCUGGUGUCUCCUCUGGUGCUGGUGCUUUUACUCUUUCGUCAAUUCUCGCCCGCCAUCGGAUUCAACAUUCUCGGAAUUUGUCCCAGCGCGAGCUACAGCCACCAGCAACCCUUUCAAGCAUUGAUGAAAGCUUUGGCGGCUCGUGGACACAACGUCACCGUGAUAUCAACCAUUCCGUCAAAGAAACCUACGAAGAAUUACGAGGACGUCGAUUUGUCGUUCACCUACGAAAGAAGAGAUUGCACCGGUUUAAGGCACGUGGGAGCGUUCACCCUGCUGCAGAAGAACAUGCGAGAGGCGAACGAGUUGUGCGAGAAGCAACUGUUCAGCCCUGCCAUCACGCACCUAAUUUCGAGGAACAAGAGCUUCGACGCGGUGAUUAUAGAACAAUUAUGGUACCAGUGCUAUUACGCCCUAGUGAAGCAUUACAAUUCGCCGGUUCUAAUCGGAUUCCUGAGCGUCGGGAACCUGCCGUACGUCAUGGACUCCGUUGGGAAUCCAGAUGAUCCACUGUUCAAUCCGGACAUGGCUUAUCCGUUCACGAAUCGAAUGAGUAUGAACGAACGUAUAUGGAAUAUCGUGUACACAGCGUGGACGAGGAUCUACUACAGGUACUGGCAUUUGCCGAGGGCGCAGAUGAUCGUUAACAAGUGGACGGCCGACGUCUCGGUCGACGAGAUCGACAGGAACUUCAGUCUGGUGAUAUUGGGGAACAAUCACGUAUUCGGGUAUCCGAAACCGCUGCUGCCGAAUGUGAUCGAGGUGCACAGUCUACAGAUCACGGAGAGAAAGGAAGUGUUGCCUAAGGACAUCGAAGAAUUCCUAGACAAGGCGGAACACGGGGCGAUCUACUUCUCCUUAGGAUCGAAUCUGCAAACUCAUCAACUACCAGUUGGUCCUUUGACCGCAUUGUGCAACGCGCUGAGCUCGGUGAAGCAAAGAGUUCUAUGGAAACACACCGGAGACAUGGCCAUUCACCCAGGCAACAUCAAAUUUGUGAAAUGGGCGCCACAGCAAGCGGUUCUCGCACAUCCGAAAGUGAUGGCCUACGUGAUGCAGGGUGGAUUGCAGUCGUUGCAGGAGGCGGUGCACUAUUCUGUGCCUGUAGUCGCCAUUCCCUUUUUCGGGGAUCAACUUUUCAACGCACGUAAAAUCCUGGACGCCGGUAUCGGACUUACAUUGAACAUCGAUACCAUCACCGAGGAAUCUAUCGUGCAAACCCUCACCGACGUUAUAGAAAAUAAAACGUAUUAUAACAAUAUCAAGAUUAUGUCAGAGAUUGUGAAAGAUGAACUGGUGAAACCGAUGGAUCGUGCUAUUUGGAACGUGGAACAUGUAAUUAAAUUCCCUAAUUCGAAACAUAUGCGUUAUCAUGGUCGCGAUAUUUCGUUCGUGGAUUAUUACGGAACGAUGGUAAUCCUUGUCUUACCCUUAUUUUUUACGUUCGACUACGGUAUUUUACAAAAUCGAAAGCUGAGUAGUUCUUUAAGAUUCGUAAUUUUAGGAAUACCGUUAAUUGAUAAGUAA
Habropoda laboriosa is the source of this 1842-nucleotide messenger RNA. RefSeq names its product UDP-glucuronosyltransferase 1-8-like. Gene Ontology annotation, molecular function: UDP-glycosyltransferase activity. The coding region runs from base 313 to 1842 and encodes 509 amino acids. The transcript is spliced from 9 exons. The record is from RefSeq and is a predicted model, not a curated record. Lineage: Eukaryota; Metazoa; Arthropoda; Insecta; Hymenoptera; Apidae.